GACCCACUAGCCUGGGGGCGGAGCCUGCUGCACGCGUGCGCAGUCGCGGGCCGCGCUGACGGGGGCGGUGAGGCGGUCGCUUCGAGCGUGUUAGUUUGCUCCCUGAAGAGAGUGAGGGCGACUGGGAGCUGGCGGCCACUGGUGCUUUCGCGGGGAGAUGCCAUUUGCUUCUCAGAUGUAAGGCACUUUGUGUUCAUUACUCAGCAGUGAAAAUGAGUCAUACAGAGGUUAAAUUAAAAAUACCUUUUGGAAAUAAGUUACUGGAUGCCGUUUGUUUGGUACCUAACAAGAACAUAGCAUAUGGAAUAAUUCUUACACAUGGAGCAUCAGGAGAUAUGAAUCUUCCUCAUUUGAUGUCACUAGCAACCCAUCUUGCAUCUCAUGGGUUUUUUUGCCUAAGAUUUACUUGCAAAGGCCUUAAUAUUGUACAUAGAAUUAAGGCAUAUAAAGCAGUUUUGAAUUAUCUAAAGACCUCAGGAGAAUACAAACUUGCAGGUGUUUUCCUUGGAGGUCGUUCAAUGGGCUCAAGAGCAGCUGCUUCUGUAAUGUGUCAUACUGAGCCAGAUGAUGCUGAUGAUUUUGUUCGAGGUCUCAUUUGUAUUUCUUACCCACUGCACCAUCCAAAGCAGCAGCAUAAACUCAGAGAUGAAGAUCUCUUCCGUAUAAAAGAUCCUGUACUGUUUGUGUCGGGCUCAGCAGAUGAAAUGUGUGAAAAGAAUUUGUUGGAGAAGGUGGCACAGAAAAUGCAAGCUCCAAGUAAAAUCCACUGGAUUGAGAAGGCUAAUCAUGCCAUGGCAGUGAAAGGACGGUCCACAAAUGAUGUUUUCAAAGAAAUAAAUACACAGAUCUUGUUUUGGAUCCAAGAAAUCACUGAAAUGGACAAGAAAUAAUUGUCAUUCAUUAAAAAGCCAUGUUAUUUUGAAUACAAGUACAGUUAAUUUGAUAAAAACAAUAUACCUCUCAGCAUUGUGAGAUAUAUUUCAAACUAAUGUUCUUUAAUGUUGCCCUAUUUUUGAAACACAUUGUAUUGUGAAAUUAAUAUCCUUUACAAACUGUCUUUUGAAAGCACUGUUAUAGUUAUAUGAAGAUGAUGUACAAAUAUUGAAGGUUUGUCUAUAAUUUAUUUUCAUUAGUAUAGUUAAGUUUUGAAAAAAAUUAAACAUUUGCAUUUUGUUACAAUG
Molecule: messenger RNA, 1181 nt
Organism: Nannospalax galili (Upper Galilee mountains blind mole rat)
Lineage: Eukaryota; Metazoa; Chordata; Mammalia; Rodentia; Spalacidae
Gene: Tex30
Product: testis expressed 30
Exons: 6
Coding region: 213-890 (225 amino acids)
Source: RefSeq, a predicted model, not a curated record